AUGGGUUCGAUCAAUGGAGGAGAAGAAGACAUCCUCCACGUAAUGUUCAUCCCAUUCUUGGCACCAGGCCACAUGGUCCCGAUGGUAGACAUCGCCAGGCUCUUCGCCGCCGCCGGCGGCAGAGACAUCAGAGUCACGAUCCUCACUACAACCACCAAUGCACGCCGCAUUUCCUCCGCCAUUGACCGCGAUUCCCUCUCCGGCCGCCGCAUCUCCCUCAUCACCCUCGCCUUCCCUUUCAAAGAAGCCGGCCUCCCGGAAGGCUGCGAAAAUCUCCUCUCCGCACCCACCCCUGAAAUCAACUUCAAGCUCUUCCACGGCAUCGAAUUGCUCCAGCCGGAGAUGAUCGAUCUGGUACGGACCCACCGCCCCGACUGCCUAGUUACUGACUACCUUUACCCUUGGUCCGCCGACGUUUCCGCCGAGCUCGGAAUCCCCAGGCUCGCCUUCAGCGGCAGUGGUUUCUUCAAUCUAUGUAUCGCCGACAGCAUCGAGGCCAACAACCCGCACGCCCAAAUCUCGUCGGAGUCUGAAGAAUUCGUCGUCCCGGGAAUUCCGAACCGCGUAACCCUAACCAGAUCUCAGCUUCCCGAUAUUGUGAAAGGGGAAGCGAAACUGUCUAGGUUCUUUGACAAAUUAAAACAGGCUGAGAGAAGAAGUUACGGAGUUAUAGUUAACACGUUUCAUUCCCUAGAGGCAGAGUACGCAGACCAUUAUAGAAGAGUCACAGGAUUAAAAGCAUGGCAAUUGGGACCCGUAUCGUUGUUCAUCAACCGGAAUUUCGAUGAUAAGAUCAAUAGAGGUGGGAAAUCAGACGUAAAUGCAGAGAAUUGCUUGAAUUGGCUCGACUCCAUGAAACCGAACUCUGUUCUCUACAUUUGCCUUGGAAGUCUGACUCGAUUCAGCAAACCCCAAAUCACCGAAAUUUCUCGCGCAUUAGAGGAAUCGAGCCACCCUUUUAUCUGGGUAUUGGCUAAGAUCCUGAAACCCAACGUGGAGUUCGAUCAAGUCGACGAAGGGUUUGAGAACAGAGUAAAACAGAGUGGGAAAGGGCUGAUCAUCAGAGGAUGGGCCCCACAGAUGGCGAUCUUGGAACACGCGUCGAUCGGAGGGUUCGUGACGCAUUGCGGGUGGAAUUCGAUAAUGGAAGGGGUUUGCGCCGGGGUGCCGAUGGUGACGUGGCCGAUUUUCGCAGAGCAGUUUUACAACGAGAAGCUGGUGACUCAGGUGAUGAAGUUUGGGGUUUCGGUAGGGAAUGAGGUGUGGUCGGUGUGGGCGACGGAGGAGUUGCCGUUGAUUCGCGGGGAGAGGUUGAGAAGCGCGGUGGAGGUGGUGAUGGGCGGCGGCGUGGAGGCGGCGGAGAUGAGGAGGAAGGCGGUGGAGUUGGGGAAGGAGGCGAAGAGAGCCGUGGGAGAAGGUGGGACGUCGAGUGAUGAGUUGAAGGGUUUGUUGGAGGAGAUUAGAGGGUGUAAAAGUAAGAGAAGAGGGGUAGAACACGUAGCUUGA
This is a messenger RNA of Linum tenue, 1506 nucleotides long. The record is from the annotation of a GenBank genome assembly. Lineage: Eukaryota; Viridiplantae; Streptophyta; Magnoliopsida; Malpighiales; Linaceae.